AUGGCCGACGACAGUGUCGGGCGCCGUAUGCCUUUCGCGUUCCUCGCCGAGGUCGAGCGACGUUACUCUCCCGAGACGGUCCAGGCCGCAGGUGACCAUGGACUCGAUGACUUUGAGAGCGAGCUGUCCAAGCAAUACACGGAGGCCCCACCGGCCGACCCGCUGAAGCAGGCGCGCAGCGACCUCGACAAUGUCAAGGACAUCAUGGUGCAGAACAUCGACUCGAUCCUGCAACGCGGCGAGCGGCUCGACCUCCUCGUCGACAAGACGGACACGCUCGCAGGACAGGCGUACGCCUUCCGCCGCGGAGCGCGCGCUGUUCGCCGCCAGCAGUGGUGGAAGAACACCAAGAUCACCGUCCUCACGGGCGUCGUCUGUGUCUUCAUUCUGUACCUCUUGUUCGCGAAUUGGUGCGGGCUCACGCUCGGCCACUGCGGCGGCAAGUAA
Messenger RNA from Trichosporon asahii var. asahii CBS 2479, 447 nucleotides. RefSeq names its product vesicle-associated membrane protein. Lineage: Eukaryota; Fungi; Basidiomycota; Tremellomycetes; Trichosporonales; Trichosporonaceae. The transcript has 5 exons. The record is from RefSeq and is a predicted model, not a curated record. Gene Ontology annotation, biological process: vesicle-mediated transport. Gene Ontology annotation, cellular component: membrane. Bases 1 to 447 code for a protein of 148 amino acids.